Syngnathus typhle (broad-nosed pipefish) is the source of this 2556-nucleotide messenger RNA. RefSeq names its product solute carrier family 18 member 2 (gene slc18a2). The coding region runs from base 397 to 1956 and encodes 519 amino acids. Gene Ontology annotation, molecular function: serotonin:sodium:chloride symporter activity; xenobiotic transmembrane transporter activity. The transcript is spliced from 16 exons. Gene Ontology annotation, biological process: transmembrane transport; aminergic neurotransmitter loading into synaptic vesicle; xenobiotic transport. NCBI's taxonomy places the organism in Eukaryota, Metazoa, Chordata, Actinopteri, Syngnathiformes, Syngnathidae. Gene Ontology annotation, cellular component: terminal bouton; synaptic vesicle membrane. The record is from RefSeq and is a predicted model, not a curated record.
GAAUGAGCAGUACCCCCCCGCGGCCCCGCCACACAUCCCAACAGUCAAAUGAUUCCAUUGGGGCUCUGUGGAUUGUCGUGUAGCCUUCUGUGACGUCAGCAGCGAGUAGAAAGACAAAGCGCACCAGCCUGCCAGCCUGCCAGCCAGCCAGCCAGCCAGCCAGCCAACCAACCAGCCAGCCAGCCGCGCUGCACGCACGCACGCACGCACGCUCGCUCGCUCGCUCACUCACUCCUGUGAGGCUGGCUGCCGCUGACCUCUGUGCAUCCCAUCCCAGCCCAGCCCAGCCCAGCCCAGCCCAGCCAGGACCAGCCAGCCGGCUGUCUGUGUGUGUGUGUGUGUGUGUGUGCCUGUCACCCAUUUGGUCCUGCCUGAUAUUUUCACGGAAUUAACACCAUGGGGAGACUGGACGCUUUCCGCCAAUUCAAUUUACGCAACUGGCUCCGAGACGAACGGCACUCGAGGAAACUUAUUCUUUUCAUUGUUUUUGUGGCUCUGCUGUUGGAUAACAUGCUGCUGACUGUGGUGGUGCCCAUCAUCCCCAGCUACCUGUACAACCUGGACGAAGCGACAGACGAGGUGUCCAAUAGCACCUUAGCGCCGCUCCAGAGCACUCCGGCGGCCUUCGAUCGAAUCGUGUCCUUAUACGACAACACGGUGAGGUCGUCGGGCUCGGACGGCGCCGCGACCGACGCCGCCCCGUCCGCGGCCACGACGGCGGCCGGCGCCUGGCUGCCGCAGAACUCCUCCGACUGCCCGCUCUCCACCAAGAAGCUGAUCAACGAGAAUGUCAAAGUGGGGCUGUUGUUUGCCUCCAAGGCCACCGUGCAGCUGCUGACCAACCCCUUCAUAGGGCCGCUCACCAACAGGAUUGGAUACCAGCUCCCCAUAUUCAUUGGCUUCUGUAUCAUGUUCAUCUCUACAAUUAUGUUCGCCUUCUCAUCGAGCUACGCUCUGCUGUUUCUGGCCAGAUCACUUCAAGGUGUGGGCUCCUCCUGCUCAUCUGUUGCCGGGAUGGGAAUGCUUGCAAGUGUGUACACAGAUGAUGAAGAGAGAGGACAUGCAAUAGGGAUUGCCCUUGGGGGUCUGGCGAUGGGAGUCUUAGUCGGGCCUCCGUUUGGAAGCAUCAUGUACGAGUUUGUCGGAAAGACUGCUCCGUUCCUCAUUCUGGCUUUCCUGGCUCUGUUUGAUGGAGCGUUGCAGCUUUUUAUACUUCAGCCCACCAAAGUAGAACCUGAAAGUCAGAAGGGGACACCGUUGUUGACCCUGAUGAAGGAUCCGUACAUUGUUAUUGCAGCUGGUGCUAUUUGUUUCGGGAACAUGGGCAUUGCCAUGCUGGAGCCCACACUGCCAAUCUGGAUGAUGGAAACCAUGUGCGCCAGGAAAUGGCAGCUCGGAGUGGCUUUCUUACCUGCAUCCAUCUCCUACCUUAUUGGAACCUACAUCUUUGGAACGCUGGCACACAAGAUGGGCAGAUGGCUUUGUGCCCUUAUUGGCAUGGUGGUGGUUGGCAUCUGUAUCAUAGGGGUUCCAUUUGCAAAAAACAUCUAUGGUCUGAUUCUCCCAAACUUUGGAGUUGGCUUUGCCAUAGGCAUGGUGGACUCUUCUAUGAUGCCUAUAAUGGGAUACUUGGUGGACUUGCGCCACGUGUCCGUUUAUGGAAGUGUGUAUGCCAUUGCUGAUGUGGCCUUUUGCAUGGGAUUUGCUUUAGGUCCAUCGAUCGGAGGAUCCAUUGCCGAAAGUAUUGGCUUCCCUUGGUUGAUGACCAUUAUUGGAAUAGUGGACAUUUUAUUUGCUCCCCUUUGCCUCUUUCUCAGGAACCCACCCGGACAAGAGGAAAAAAUGGCGAUUUUGAUGGAGACCAACUGUUCGAUGAAGACAAGGUCCUACUCCACGCAGGGAAAUUACUAUCAAGGUGAAAACAUGGAUCCCGAUUAUGAUGACGAUUACGACUAAGAGGAAAGGGAACUAGCCAUGCCGUGGGUCAAAGGGUUCAAAGGAUCUAUUUUCUUGUAUAAAACGAAAGAAGAGAGAAAAACAAAGUAGUCCAGAUGUGAAUAUGGUUUGCGUCUUCUCUAUUUAUUGUCUUAUUAGCGCUUGUACCGAGACAAACCAAAGUUGAUCUUGAUCUGUGUUGGAAAGCACACCGUGCGAGAGCCAACAGCCUUAUUUGCUAUUGAGCGUCGUUUUUGCUUCUUCUUCUUCUUCUUCUUCUUCCAAAAAGCACUUUGUAGACAGCAGAAGGGUGCCGGGAAAAUGUUCACCCAAUUCAGUCUGUUUGAUGUCACGCAAAGCCUUUUUGUUUUUUUCUCUUCGUCCUGUUUUUCCCAAUCCAUCCGACUUGUACGUGAUGUUUUUCCCUCGUGCCUAAAUCGCUUCAAAUUGUGGUGGAUGAUGCUGUCAAUGACGUACGUACGUAUACCAGUAUGUGACCUACUUAACGGGCCGUAGUGCAGUCCAACUACUGAGUGGAGGCUCAAAGGCAACAUGUCAGGCUCACUUUGUUACUGUUUGAAUCCUAAUUGUAGAAUAUGAGAAAUAAAAGUCAAAACUAAA